GUAGUUUCCUGCAUGUGACCUAAAACGUCCUCCAGAAAAACUUCAGACAGUAUCAGCCUCUCGGUUGUCCCCUCAAGUUUGUAGGAAAGCCUUAACUACCUCAGUGACGCAAGCCAGAGCUACAGAAAUGGUUUUCGAAGAUAAAAUGAUCACUAAUGGAGAGCCUGACGACGAGGAGGAAGAGGAGGGAGGGCCUGAGGAAGAUGAAGGUGAGGAGGAAGAGGAGGAAGAAGAUAUGGUGGACCCCUUAGAUGCAAUUCGGCAGAAAUGCGAGCAGACGGAACACUGUGUGCAUGUGCGGGAAAGACUGGAGGCGUGCGAGAGCAGGGUGAACUCGCGGUCGCGCACCGAGGAGGACUGCACAGAGGAGCUCUUCGACUUCCUGCACGCCCGGGACCACUGUGUGGCACACAGACUCUUCAACUCUGUAAAAUGAAGGCUUACAAUCACUUCCAGGGGUACCGUACAGCUGUGGAAUAUAAAUACAAGAAAUUGUUGUAUCAACAAAAGAUCAUGUAUUGUUUUCCCUUGACCGAUUCUCAGGCAUGCCUUCUUAUCAAAGCAGGGCUAAUAUUUAAUGUGUACUAUUUUCAAUAAAUUCAAGUUCUUAUUAAACCUCC
Molecule: messenger RNA, 620 nt
Organism: Anguilla anguilla (European eel)
Lineage: Eukaryota; Metazoa; Chordata; Actinopteri; Anguilliformes; Anguillidae
Product: cytochrome b-c1 complex subunit 6, mitochondrial-like
Exons: 5
Coding region: 128-436 (102 amino acids)
Biological process (GO): mitochondrial electron transport, ubiquinol to cytochrome c
Source: RefSeq, a predicted model, not a curated record